AGUCCAGUAGUAAUCUUUGCUUUAUCUUUGAGUUUGAAGAAAGAAUGAAAUGAAAAGAAGUUGAAGUACUGAUUUGUUGUUGACCUAUGACUAAUAAUGAAUCAUUAUUAUUUGAAUAUUUAAACAAUUACCCAUCUGUCGUUUUAAAUCUAGGUGUGACGUUUUGCAAUCUUAUUCGACUGCUCAAAUUUUUACAUAAUAAAGAAUCAUGAAUGAUCUGGAUAAACAGUUGGCAGAAUUGGCCUUAUUGAACAAGAAAGAACUUACACCAGGAUCUAAUUCUGGAACUUUGGGCAGAAAAGUCGGUCCGGCUGUUCCUCCAAAACCUAAAAAACCUCAACCUCAGGUUCCACAGUCUUAUCCUUUGAAACAUUGUUCUGAGCCUUUAUACUCUUCAGGACUUUCAACCAAUUCAGCUUUAUAUUCAAAUGCAAGCAAUGUUUCGUCAGAUUCUCAUACAUAUGCUAACAGUGGACGAAUUUCAACAACUUCUUCUAAUCAAUCAAUGCCUCAACAAAGAUAUCAAAAUACUUAUGCCAACUUACCUAGGGAUGAUCAGAGAUUUACCAAUUCGUAUAAUGCUGGAACAUCUCCAUCUGCUGUUUCAACUAUGGGCGGGUCAGCCGUAGGUCAAAGAGCUUACGAUAAAAGGUCUGAUCAAGUUACUUAUAGUAAUAUUCAGACUGGACAUAGAGGCAAACCGGAACCCCUAGUUUACUCUAACUUGAUACAUUCUCCAAGAGGAGGUAGCAUGUAUAGCAACUUGAAUAUAGGAUCUCCUGCUCCCCCAUAUGGAAAUGGAGGUGCUGAUGAUUUGCCACCUCCACCACCCCCACUAACUUCUAACCUAGCAGAUUAUCAACCAUGUACAGUGAACACUAAUUUACCACCACCUCCUGAGGAUCUAAUUGCACCACCAUCUCCUGUAAGCUCUAGCUACAGCGAGUUGAGGAGGGCUACUGGACGAGGUCAGGAUUACAGCACUUAUGGAAUGGGAUCACAGUACGCCGACUCUGAUUUUGGAUAUGGAAAUUCGUCCAAGGCUUCCUCAACUUAUGAAUCAAUCUAUGAACCAAUCAACCCAAGGCCCCCUAGCCAGCUGUCCUCUCGCUCUAACUAUUCUCUGUAUGCCCCAUAUGUCAGUGGCAGCAACAGUGUAAUGACUGGUCCAUCUCAAUCAGCUAGCAGGAUGGGAUUGAACAAAGAUCAAGAAGUUGAUAGUUUGACUGAUCUUCUUGUUCAGGGUCUUGAGAACGAUGAUAACGAGAUUUUAGAUACUUAUGGUCAUUGUUCAAAAUGCAAAGAAAAGAUUGUUGGCGCAAGUAAUGGUUGUACAGCUAUGUCUAAACUAUAUCACACCAAAUGUUUCACUUGCCAUCAGUGUGCAGUAAACCUACAGGGAAAACCAUUUUACGCAUUGAAUGGUAAGCCCUACUGUGAAGAAGAUUACUUUAACACUUUGGAAAAGUGCUGCGUUUGCCAAAAGCCUAUCAUGGAUAGGAUCUUGAGAGCAACUGGUAAACCAUAUCAUCCCGGUUGUUUCUGUUGUGUUGUCUGUGGGAAAAGCUUGGAUGGAAUACCUUUUACAGUUGAUGCUACAAAUAGAGUACACUGUAUUGAAGAUUUCCAUAAAAUAUUUGCUCCAAGAUGUUGGGUAUGCAAGCAGCCAAUAAUGCCAGAACCAGGUGAAGAAGAAACUGUUCGAGUGGUUGCUCUUGAUCAUAGUUUCCACGUUCAGUGUUACAAGUGUGAGGAUUGCGGUCUAGUGCUUUCAUCAGAAGCUGAAGGAAGAGGUUGCUACCCUCUGGAUGGUCAUGUGUUAUGCAAGAGCUGCAAUGCUAAAAGGGUACAAGCAAUUUCGAAUAACAUAACAACCGAACUUUAGAAGAAUACUUACUGUAUUGUACAUUCCAAAUUGCUUAAAGCUUUCUGCUUUAAAAAAAAUGUUGAAUAUCCAGGUACUGACACUAACAUCAGAAGCAAAAAUUGAGUUGUUUCUAUAAGUAAUAACUGUUCCUAUUUAAUUAAUUUAAGUUAAAAAUGUUUUUAAUAAAUUCAAAAGUGGUAUAAUUUAUUACUGUACACUCAGUUUUUGGGAGUAUCGUAUCUGCAAUGAAAUUUAUGGCGUUUUUGACAGCUGUUUUUUGUAUAUGUAAUUAUUGAGUAAAAAUAGAAACGUGCCAUUUAGAAAGGUAAUGUCAAUUAUAUCAAUAGUAAUGUUUUACUCAAUUUCAAUGAAUAAUUUUAUUUUAUUAUAUCAGUUUAGUUCAAAAGAUUUAAAAAAAUUAUUCAAAUGGAUGUUUUUAAUCUUAACUUGAAUUUGGAGAUCUCUUCAUAUAGCUAUUUGCUCAUUUGGUUCAAGUAUUUCUUGGACCUUAAGUGAUAAUUUCAAUAAUUCACAAUAGUUUUUACU
Harmonia axyridis is the source of this 2413-nucleotide messenger RNA. RefSeq names its product thyroid receptor-interacting protein 6. Gene Ontology annotation, biological process: cell-cell adhesion. The record is from RefSeq and is a predicted model, not a curated record. Bases 209 to 1885 code for a protein of 558 amino acids. The transcript is spliced from 11 exons. NCBI's taxonomy places the organism in Eukaryota, Metazoa, Arthropoda, Insecta, Coleoptera, Coccinellidae. Gene Ontology annotation, cellular component: stress fiber; focal adhesion.